GAGACACGGUGAAAGUCUGACAGCUGGAAAAUGGAGGAAAAAUGAGCAAGAUGAAUGGAAAGAAGUGAAGUGUGUUACAGGGGAGAUCGUUAAGCACAUCAAAAUAGAAACAUGUCAGUGAAUACUAAAAAGAACCUGUGACAUUUCAGACAUUAGACACUCCAUUUGGCCAGCAUGUUGCUCUCUCUCAGUCUCAAAGAAAGGGAGAAGAAGAUAAGAUAAAAGAUGUGCAUGUGCUUUUAAAAUAGAAGACUUCCACACCAACAGGACCUGUAGAAACUAUAUCAACAAGAUAGGAAAGAGAAAAAAAGAGUGAGGGCGAUAGAGCGAUACAGAGAGAGAGCGAGCGAGAGAGCCGAAAAGUGGUUGUGGCCAUAAGGUUACAAAUUCGAGAGGGAGAAAGAGAGAGCUCCACUCGACACUGGAAAUUGAAAGAGAAAGACAGAGGGGUUUUUGAAAUGUAUGCCUCGAGCAAAGGACCAAACCAACUCGACCGGGAACUCCACUGAACGGCCACGUGGGACGACAACUUCAGCAGGACUACAACUUAAGCUUGAGACUGAUAUCAGGAAGAGUGACAGCUUCAAAAACCACCACAGACACAGCCUGUCUGUUACGGUUUGAACAAAAUAUAUUGGAAACCCAGCAAAGCCUGUAAGUGAUUCACAACUGAACCUGUGUGGUCCUUUGAAACCCUCUGCGCCUACGAUAUAGCAGCCCAUCAGAAAGCACCAGCCUUUAGAAACUCUUCAACGGGACACUUUAAAAAAAAAAAAGUCUUGUGUUUUAUGUUUGAGAAACAACGCUUAAAGUUGACAUUUCAGUUACUCUGUUACUGUGAGACUGUUUACCUUUAGUAGAGUCAUAAAUUCAGCCAAAUUUACAAGCAGAAGUGAUGACCAAGAUAAAUUUGGUACACUUUCACUGCAGUAUGAGAUCACCUUUGUGAAGGAAGUUCAUAGUAUCAGUCAUGAGGAAGAGUAAUAACAUCCUUUUCGCCAGCGUUUAGUUUCCUGGAGGUUUUUCAGGAAUUACGUGCUCCUGAAGUAAAGCAAACUGAUGCUGUUGCAUGAGAGGACAUUUCAGGGAAAACUGGAGGAGGAGUAAAUAUUGACAUUCACAGCUAGUAAAGUCUCGUAUACCACUUCUGUUACACCUUCCUCUUGAGACUUAACUGCAAGGAUGUUCAAAUUGCUCUUCUGCAUCUGAAACCCUCAUAAUAAAGAACUACUGGGAAACCUGUAUGUGUACAACCUGAUAUUUACACAGCGCCAUCAGUAGAUCUGUGGUCCUAAAGAAGAAAAAGGAAGCGGAGCAUCGCGUUUGGCAUCUAUUGGCCAGAUAAGUAAUUACUGGCACUGCUUUUUAAUAUCAGUUCUGAGCAAUUUUUACGUUGUGGAGACAGAAAGAGGUAAUAUCAUCAUCGGACUGUGAGAACACUGAGAGAUCAUGCUGAGGGGCCUGUUUGAGAGGAAACCUAAACAUGAGAGGCUGCAGGAGGAACCCGAAGUCAGAUUUAGAGGAUUGCUGGUGACAGAGAGAGACCUGGGAUAUCGAUACAUCCCACCUGGAGGCUCCGACUACUCUCCCCCUCCUCCUCUUCCUCGACCUCCUCCACCUGGCCUGACCAAUGAGCACAGUGGUGGCACUAGCCAUGGCGACCAUGGUGGAGGAGGGGGCGGGGUCAACCAUGGAGUGGGCGUGGUUGGUCUGGCUCCAGAGCACAUCCCCACACCGGGGGCAGCCCUGAGCUGGCAGGCGGCGAUCGAUGCCGCGCGGCAGGCGAAGAUGAUGGGUAAUGCCGCAUCGGGUGGAGGGGCGGGGCUUGGGUCCGGAGGGCGAGGGCCCAUCUCCACGGCCAGCUCCACGCAACGGAAGAGACAGCACUAUACCGCCAAACCCAAGAAACAAACCACAACGACAGCCACAAGGCCGCCACGAGCUCUACUCUGCCUCACACUCAAGAAUCCUAUCCGCAGGGCCUGCAUCAGCAUCGUAGAGUGGAAACCAUUUGAGAUCAUCAUCCUGAUGACAAUUUUUGCCAACUGUGUGGCCUUAGCUGUCUACAUCCCCUUUCCUGAGGAUGACUCGAACGCCACCAACUCCAACUUGGAGCGUGUGGAGUAUCUGUUCCUCAUCAUUUUCACGGUGGAGGCGUUCCUGAAGGUAAUAGCCUACGGCCUGCUCUUCCACCCCAACGCCUACCUGAGGAAUGGCUGGAAUCUGCUAGACUUCAUCAUUGUAGUUGUAGGGUUAUUCAGUGCAAUCUUGGAGCAGGCCACAAAAGGGGAUGGGGCUACUCCUAUUGGAGGGAAAGCGGCGGGCUUUGAUGUCAAGGCUCUGAGGGCAUUCAGAGUACUCAGACCCCUCAGACUGGUCUCUGGAGUACCGAGUUUACAGGUAGUGUUGAACUCCAUAAUCAAAGCCAUGGUUCCUCUGCUCCAUAUCGCCCUGCUGGUCCUCUUCGUCAUCAUCAUCUAUGCCAUCAUCGGUCUGGAGCUCUUCAUGGGCAAGAUGCACAAGACCUGCGUUCAUAACCUAACAGGCACUAUUGCAGAGGAAAAGCCAGCACCAUGUGCACCUGAUGGAGCUUAUGGUCGACAUUGCAAGCAGAAUGGAACACAGUGCAGAGUUGGGUGGGAGGGCCCAAACGACGGCAUCACAAACUUCGACAACUUUGCCUUUGCCAUGUUAACGGUGUUCCAGUGUAUAACCAUGGAAGGCUGGACGGAUGUGCUGUACUGGAUGCAGGAUGCCAUGGGCUAUGAGCUGCCAUGGGUCUAUUUUGUCUCUCUUGUCAUCUUCGGCUCUUUUUUCGUUCUCAAUCUCGUUCUGGGAGUGUUGAGCGGAGAGUUUUCCAAGGAGAGAGAGAAGGCCAAGGCGCGCGGUGACUUCCAGAAACUCAGAGAAAAACAGCAACUGGAGGAAGACCUCAAGGGCUAUUUAGACUGGAUCACUCAAGCCGAAGACAUUGACCCAGAGAAUGAAGAGGAGGGUAUGGACGAUGAGAAACCCAGAAAUCUGAGCAUGCCAGCCAGCGAGAAUGAAUCCGUCAACACAGACAACGCCCCCGGGGGAGACGUAGAGGGUGAGACCUGCUGUACCCGGCUGGCAAUUAGGAUCUCCAAAUCCAAGUUCAGCCGCUACUCUCGGAGGUGGAACAGGCUGUGUCGAAGGAAAUGCCGGGCAGCAGUCAAAUCACAAGUUUUCUAUUGGCUGGUCAUUUUCCUGGUUUUCCUCAACACUCUGACCAUUGCCUCUGAACAUCACCAGCAGCCUCAGUGGCUAACUGAUGUACAAGACAUAGCCAAUAAGGUUUUGCUAGCACUCUUUACUGGUGAGAUGCUGUUGAAGAUGUACAGUCUGGGCCUGCAGGCCUACUUUGUUUCACUCUUCAAUCGGUUCGACAGCUUCGUAGUAUGUGGAGGGAUCCUUGAAACCAUUCUGGUGGAAACAAAAAUCAUGUCUCCUCUUGGCAUCUCUGUGUUACGUUGUGUACGCUUACUCCGAAUCUUCAAAAUAACCAGAUAUUGGAACUCUUUGUCCAACCUGGUGGCAUCCCUGCUGAACUCUGUCCGCUCCAUCGCUUCCCUGCUGCUCCUGCUGUUCCUCUUCAUCAUCAUCUUCUCCCUGCUGGGCAUGCAGCUGUUUGGGGGAAAAUUCAACUUUGACGAGACCAGACGAAGCACGUUUGACAACUUCCCCCAGUCUCUGCUCACUGUGUUUCAGAUCCUGACCGGAGAGGACUGGAACUCUGUGAUGUAUGAUGGUAUCAUGGCGUACGGUGGUCCAGCUUUUCCUGGCAUGCUAGUUUGCAUCUACUUCAUCAUCCUCUUCAUCUGCGGAAACUAUAUCCUGCUGAAUGUCUUCUUGGCCAUUGCUGUAGACAAUCUGGCAGACGCCGAGAGCCUGACAUCAGCCCAGAAAGAGGAAGAGGAGGAGAAGGAGAGGAAAAAACUGGCCAGGCUUGGCAGUCCAGAGAAGCGUCAUGAAAAUGAGAAGCCGCCUCUGGAGGAAGAGAAGAAGGAGAAAAUAGAGCUGAAGUCCAUUACUUCUGAUGGGGAGACCAACACUGCUACAAAGAUUAACAUGGAUGACUGCUGUGGGGAUGAGAGCGAAGAGAAGAAUCCAUAUCCCGCCAAUGAUUAUAUAGGAGAUGAAGACGAUGAUGAGCCAGAGAUGCCUGUGGGCCCGAGGCCACGGCCCCUCUCUGACAUUCAGCUGAAGGAGAAGGCUGUCCCCAUGCCUGAGGCCCGAGCUUUCUUUAUCUUCAGCCACACCAACAAGUUCAGGGUUCUCUGCCAUAAGGUCGUCAACCACAACAUCUUCACCAACCUCAUCCUCUUCUUCAUCCUGCUCAGCAGCAUCAGUCUAGCGGCAGAAGACCCUGUCAAAAAUGACUCCUUCAGAAAUAAGAUCCUGGGCUAUGCAGAUCAUGUGUUUACUGGACUCUUCACCAUCGAGAUCAUUCUUAAGAUGACAGCCUAUGGCGCCUUCCUCCACAAAGGUUCUUUCUGUAGAAACUAUUUUAACAUCCUGGACUUGGUGGUGGUCAGCGUGUCCCUCAUCUCCUCUGGAAUACAGUCCAGCGCAAUUAAUGUUGUAAAAAUCCUGAGAGUUCUGCGCGUGCUUAGACCACUGAGGGCCAUCAACAGAGCCAAAGGACUAAAGCAUGUAGUGCAGUGCGUGUUUGUGGCCAUCAGGACUAUUGGCAACAUCGUCAUCGUCACCACGUUACUCCAGUUCAUGUUCGCCUGUAUUGGAGUGCAACUCUUUAAGGGCAAGUUCUUCUACUGUACCGACAACUCUAAGCAGACUCAGGCAGAGUGCAGAGGUUCUUUCAUCACAUAUAAAGACGGGGAUGUGGGGAAGCCUGACAAAGCCCCAAGAGUGUGGGAGAACAGUGACUUUAACUUUGAUGAUGUUCUACAAGGCAUGAUGGCACUGUUUGCCGUGUCUACCUUCGAGGGAUGGCCAGGGUUACUGUACCGAGCCAUUGACUCUCAUGCUGAGGAUGUGGGGCCCAUUUACAACUACCGCGUGGUCAUUUCCAUCUUCUUUAUCAUCUACAUCAUCAUCAUUGCCUUCUUCAUGAUGAACAUUUUCGUCGGUUUCGUCAUCGUCACAUUCCAGGAACAAGGGGAGCAAGAAUAUAAGAACUGCGAGCUGGACAAAAACCAGCGUCAGUGCGUGGAGUACGCUCUAAAGGCUCGUCCGCUGCGUCGCUACAUCCCCAAGAACCCUUACCAGUACAAGGUGUGGUAUGUGGUCAACUCCACCUACUUUGAGUAUUUGAUGUUCACACUCAUCCUUCUCAACACCAUCUGUCUGGCCAUGCAGCAUCAUGGACAGACCAAAAAUUUCAAUGAUGCCAUGAACAUCCUCAACAUGCUCUUCACGGGACUUUUCACUGUUGAGAUGAUCCUUAAACUGAUCGCCUUCAAACCCAGGGGGUACUUUAGUGAUCCCUGGAAUGUGUUUGAUUUCCUCAUCGUAAUUGGCAGCAUAAUAGACGUCAUUCUCAGUGAAAUCAACCCGGCUGACUCCUCCUCGUCCUCGUCCUCUUCGUCCUCCUCUUCCUCCUCUUCCUCCUCUCACCCCCCUGUGGUAAGGCCAAUGGUACGCUCCGACGGUAACCUCGCCCGCCGCCCUACCUCCUCCACCAUCCCUUCAUCCCUCCAUCAUUCCAUCCCUCCCUCUGCUAUGCCAUCCACGGGACUGCAGAACUCUGAAGAGAACGCCAGGAUCUCCAUCACCUUCUUCCGGCUGUUCCGCGUGAUGAGGCUGGUGAAGCUGCUGUCUCGCGGGGAAGGGAUUCGGACCCUGCUGUGGACCUUCAUCAAAUCCUUCCAAGCUCUGCCCUACGUAGCUCUGCUUAUAGUGAUGCUGUUCUUCAUAUACGCCGUCAUUGGCAUGCAGAUGUUUGGUAAGAUAGCUCUGCGGGACCACAUGCAAAUCAACAGGAACAACAAUUUCCAGACAUUCCCUCAGGCGGUGCUGCUGCUCUUCAGAUGUGCAACAGGUGAGGCGUGGCAGGAGAUCAUGCUGGCGUGUUCACCCAAACAGCCGUGUGAGAAAGGAUCAACCAAUGAAAGCAGCUCGUCCAACGAGGACUGUGGCAGCCAGUUUGCCAUCAUUUAUUUUGUCAGCUUCUACAUGCUCUGUGCCUUCCUGAUCAUCAACUUGUUUGUGGCCGUCAUCAUGGACAACUUUGACUACCUGACGCGUGACUGGUCGAUCCUGGGGCCACAUCAUCUUGACGAGUUCAAGAGGAUCUGGGCUGAAUAUGACCCAGAAGCUAAGGGGAGAAUAAAACAUCUUGAUGUGGUGACUCUGCUCAGAAGAAUCCAGCCUCCCCUCGGGUUUGGAAAGCUCUGUCCACACAGGGUGGCUUGCAAGCGUCUGGUGUCGAUGAACAUGCCUCUGAACAGCGACGGAACAGUGAUGUUCAACGCCACACUGUUUGCCCUGGUCAGAACCGCACUCAGGAUAAAGACAGAAGGGAACUUGGAGCAGGCCAAUGAGGAACUGAGGGCAAUAGUGAAGAAGAUAUGGAAGAGAACCAGUAUGAAGCUCUUGGAUCAAGUAGUGCCCCCUGCUGGUGAUGACGAGGUAACAGUCGGGAAAUUCUACGCCACCUUCCUCAUCCAGGAAUAUUUCCGCAAGUUUAAGAAAAGGAAAGAACAAGGGCUGGUGGCCAAGGUGCCCCCCAAAACCGCACUCUCUCUGCAGGCGGGCCUGCGGACAUUGCACGACAUCGGUCCGGAGAUUAGGAGAGCCAUCUCCGGAGACCUAAAUGUGGAGGAGGAGCUGGAUAAAGGUGUAAAGGAGCCUGUGUCAGCGGCGUCUGAGGACGAUAUCUUCAGGCGCACAGGAGGGUUGUUUGGCAACCAUGUCAACUACUACAACCAGAGCGAUGGCCGUGGGUCCUUCCCGCAGUCUUUCACUACCCAGCGUCCCUUGCACAUCAGCCAAAAAGGGUCACCUUGUGAAGGCGAGAGCCCGUCUCAUGAGAAGCUCAUGGAUUCAACUACUUUCACCCCUUCCUCUUACUCCUCAUCAGACUCUAACGCCAACAUCAACAAUGCCAACAACACUGGCAUGGCCGGGGUGGCAACCCAGGGCAUCAGUCGAUUCCCGAGCCCAUCUAUAAGCACUGUGGAUGGGCACACGGGGCAGCCACUCACCCCCAUUCUGCUGCCAAGAUCUGCAUGGUGCUUUCCUCCAAAGAGGACGUGUUUUUAUGACAGCCUCAUGCGCUCAGACUCGUGUGACAGUCAUCUGCCAAUCAUCCGAAGAGGGGAGGGGUCAACAGAGGAGACAUACGACGAGAGCUAUGUUGAAGACAGGGUGUACCAUGAGGAUGACCACUCGCUCUCGUCUGACAUGCUGGUGUAUCACGAUGAGACUUGUAAGCAGUUGACUCCCAUGGAGGAAGCGGAGGAAGUCGACGACAGAAGAGGAGGAGGAGGGUGGCAGUCUCCCAGGAGGGUCUUCCUCUGUCCCACUUCUCUGGGGCGGAGAUCGUCCUUCCAUCUGGAGUGUCUCCGGAGACAGUCGAGGCCAGACGUCUCUCAGAAGACGGCUGUACCUUUACAUCUUGUACAUCAUCAGGCUCUGGCUGUAGCAGGGUUGAGUCCUCUGUUAAGACGGAGCCACUCACCGACCCUCUUCAGUCGGCUGUGCUCCACACCUCCAGCAAGUCCCACAGCUCAAUGCAGUGAUGCCUCCUACCAGCGAGUUCCCUCUCUGAGGCUAGAGGGCUCCAACUCCCAUGAAAAGCUCAAUACCAGCUUGCCCUCUGUCAAUUGUGGCCCAUGGUACAAUGACAGUAAUGGGAAUAGCCCGGUGCCCAGUCCUAGCCCCACCCCUAGCAUGCCAGCGUCCAGUCAAAGGGCACCGAGGCCGGUGUCGCUCACUGUGCCGUCGCUGUUGGGGAAAGACUCCAGCUCGCUGUGUCACGGCAGCGCAGGCAGUCUAGUGGAGGCAGUCCUAAUAUCAGAGGGCUUGGGUCAUUUUGCUCAGGACCCCUCGUUCAUUGAGGCGACCAAAGCGGAGCUGGCUGAUGCCUGCGACAUGACCAUCGAGGAGAUGGAGCACGCCGCCAACAACAUUCUCAACGGCACCUCGCCCACAAACGCCACAUCCAGCACCUCCUCCACCUCUCAGCACAGCCCUAACGGCAACGUCCUCCCCUUCCACACAACAGCAGCAGCAGCAUCAACGCACAGGGACCGAGUGGUCGGCUUGAGUCCUAGUGAAGGUGGGGGAGAAGCUACAGGAAGCAGAGGCUCCAUACACGGUCCCUCCUCUAUAGAGGAGCGGCAGGAGCUGCUAGCCAGAGAGAGAGAACCAGAAGAGGAGGAGGAAGAAGAGGAGGCAGGAGGGAGGGAAGAGGGGCACUAUAGAGGCUCGCUUGUGAUCGGAGGAGCACGACAGAGGAACAGCGGGCUGUUGGAGGACGAGGAUAUGGAGUGUGUGACAAGCUUAUAGGAGUCAAGUUAAUGGGUUCGAUCGACGAACUGGCCCCUCUGACAUCAUCAGAGACUGAUGCUUGUCAGGUGCUGCUUACAGCACCGCGGCUGGCUCUGUCUGUCCCCACCCUUCACAUACACACACACACAUACAAACACACUCUGUCGCUCUGGAGAGUGGCGGCCAGUGAUGCAACCUUAAACACUUGGUUAUGACUCUGUUAGUCUAUGAGUUAGUAUAUGGAUGGAUGUUUGCUGUAAAAGCGAUAUACUCUACGAGCGUGUGCUUACGCACGUUUGUCAGUGUGAUCUAGGAUUUUUUUUCUAUCUGUGCGCGCAUGUGCGUGUGUUCUCCACACGUGUCUGAGUGUGUCUCUAAAGUGCCUCACAGUUUUAUCAUGUCCUCAGAGUGUUAAGCGCAGAAAAGUAGACACAAGCAAAAAAGAAAAGAGACAAAGGGAAGUAUGACUGAAUGAAGGUAGACAAGAAACAACACAGCCAGGAAGUCCUUUCUAUGGUUCUCCUGCAGACAACAUAGUGUGUUUAAUGUUUUCAUUUCCUACGCCUACUUUGUGUUGUUGUUGUUUGUCUGGCCGCCAUGACACCAGGUAGGGGACAGCAGACCAGCUUUUGAAAGGGGUCAGUUUGGAUUACAGUCUGACCACACCCACUUGAGGUCAAAGGUCAACUCCUCCUCUUUGGUUCACUGAUGAUGAAGCGCUGUAUUGAGUAAAACAGGGAUGAAAAAAAGCCCUGUUUGAAAUCUCAUUUCUCCUCCUCUUCCAAAGCUAAGGAACCAUGGAGCACAGCCCUGCCAGCCUGGAGGUGGGAUUGAGGUGACACACCACCUCCAGCCAAUGGGGGGGAAGGAUUUGAGGGAUGGUCCAACAGCCCCAAUAAGGCUGCAAUAGGGAUGGGGGGCCCAGGCAGAGGAAGACACUCUCUGGCCAACAGGAAGCUAGCCAGCUCUUUUUAUUUUUAUUCCACCGCUGGUCAGGAAAACUCAGCGAGAGACAAACUUGAAUCGUCUGUCAACGUGAUCUGGCUCCGCCUCCUCCACCGGGUUUCCUCGUUUGGCCACACCCACUCGCUGCCCCGAACAGGAGCACUGGGUGGCUAAGCAGAGACAGCGAGCCCCCCCUUUCUGCCUCAUACCUCGCCGUUCCUCACUCCUUCCUCCCUCCUCUUUGGUUACUACACCAUCCCUCUCCCUCCAUCGCUGAGUCUUUUUGCUUUGUCAGCCCUCGGGGAGGCGUGCGUUUGUCGAACGGGGCAACAAAGAUGGCGGGGUGCGCGGGAGAACGGGAGUGAGCGAUUGAAAUGAAAAACAGACUCUGACGUCAAUCAAAGACACUUCCUUCUCCAGGACCCUCCUCUUCCUCUCAGCGUGGAAUCCUACUGGAUUUGCUGCCACACACGAUUUCUACAGACCACGCCCACUAUGUAUUUAACAGUUCAAUAUUGUGCAAAACUGGCUAGCCAUGACUAUUUUUGUUUUAUAUUCAUGAUGUUAUUGGUUUAAUUUAUCCUUGAUUUGUUUGCACAAUCGGGGUGCUGGUCUUAUAAAUGUAUUUUUGCUCUGUUUAUUUUAGGAGAAUUUUAAGAGGUUUUAAGUAACGAAGCAGGGCGUAGUGUUUGUGUGCGAGUGCAUAACUAUAUUUGUGCGUGCGGAUGUGUGUCUGCGUUUUAGUACAGGAUGUAUGAAUGCGUGAGAUAGAGUGUGUAUCUUUAAAAAAAAAUUGGGGAGGGGGGGGUCUUUCUCUCUAUCAGUAUGCACCUUUUACAGAUUGUAUCUAUUUAUUUAUUUAUUUUUUUCCCAGAAGAGAAAAAAUGUGUGCGUGCGUGUGUGUGUGUGUUUGAGUGAUUUACUUGUGUAUUCUAAAAGCUGAUUUUAAGCCUAGACAGUAAAUUAAGGUAGCAUUACAAGUAUGGUCUUGUUUGUUUGUAUGUACGUGAGGGUGUGUGUGGGUAUGUGCGUGUAUGUGUGAUAAUGGGCCUCUUUAACACAGGGUUACCAUGGACAGGCAUGCUUCCAAAGCUUUGUGAUUUCAUUAGCAAGAUUUUUACUUUUUAGCCAAGCUGCAGACUCAGAAGCUGCUCUGUCUUCAACAACUAGUUUUUGCAUAACUUUUCUUUAUUUCCCCACUCAGAGGUACUUAACUGUAAGGUCUCCAGCAAGGUCAGAGUGAAUUAUAGAUCUUUCAGGCAUUGCAGUUUUUCCAGACGGUAAGAAGCCUUUUGGCAAGUUGCUGUUUUUCUUAAUCAUGGCGGUUGUUGCUCUGAAUUUUAGAAGUCCCCUUAUUCAUAGCGGCACAGUGACAACUCGUAAAGGAACUCAGAGUGGGGGUGGUACCCCGCGUAUCACACAUUACACGACCAUUUGAGUUUAAACUCCAAAUUAACUUUUAGGGCUGGUGUACAGAUGCUGCAAGACUUCUGAAUCACACAUCUUUAUAUGAGGCUCGUAUCAUAAAAUGUAUUUUUUUAUCAGGGAUGGUUUCAGAGAUAAAACCGACUUCCUGUUUGUGAUAUUUAUGAUUUACUGGUAAAGACAGUUUUGCUGAAAAAAUUAGCAUACAAGCAGGAAAUUUUACUGAUAAUUAUAAGACGAUGAUAAUUGUUUGGUUAAUGUGAUAAAUUAUUAGAUAGAAAUCACAAAGCUUACAUUUUGGAUGGAAAUUGUAUCCUAAGCUACUUUUUUUCUUUAUAAGUAGCCUGAAAUUUUGUGAUGGAUCGUUCUCUUUUUUAACUCAACCCUUGGGUAUAGUUUGAAUACACUGAAAGUACGACCACUGCAAGGUAUUUCAUUCAAGCCUCAGCAUUUUACACAGGGCACAGGUCUCACUUCGGUACUGUACCGUCUCCAAAAGCAUUCCUGACAUCAAAAUCACCUCAUUGGUACCAACUGCCACAUGUAUUAUUAUUAUCAUUAUUAUUAUUUCUACAAUUUAAUAGUAUUUAAAAGUGAAAUCGAUAAAUAUGCAGAAUGUGUGCAGGUAAGAAAUAAAAGGGGAACAGAUUCAUGAAAUUCAGUCUUAAAAAUUUCAGAAUCAGAGAAACUUUAUUAAUCCAAGAGGGAAAUUGAGUCCCAGAAGGACGAAGAUGAAGCUUAUUAUCAGUUUUAUUUUCCAAAAACUAAGCAUCUUCCACCUACACUGUAAGACCCUUAAAUACAGGUUGUCAAUGGCCUAGCAGAUGGAUUCUCAAAUAGGGAGAAAUCUAAUUGGUGUUAACAGCACUUUCAAAAUGCAAAGUACACCAGGAGAAUACCAAAAGUCACCAAACAGUGCAUCUUCAUGUUUUAGUUAUGACAUUAAUGAGUCAUUUUAAACCUAAAUCACAAGUUUCUCUAGUUAAUUCCAAGAAAAAUUCGAAUACACUGCAAAAGCUUUUGCCAUUUCAAGUCAUCAGCGAUGUUGAACGACCACCUAGACACACUCGUAUGUCUUAACUUAUGGCCAUUCGUUUCUCUUUAAUUUACCAUUAAGGACUUACUGUCGAGCUCUAAUUCCUUCAUGUUAAGCAGAGCAGCUUUGUGGCAGGGAAGGGAGGUAUGCAUGGACACACUGCCAUACACUGCGUCCUGUGCCAGUACCAGACUUCUGACAUUAUUAUGCAAACUAAAUGUGAAUGUUGAGUAUGUUCUAGUGGCAGUGAUGAUGUUGUUUUGUGGUUAUGACACUGCAAACUCUGAAAAAGUCUGUUUUGUCAAAAGGAAUUAACCCUCCUAACUUAUGCCCCCCAAAAAAUCAUUUGCCUUCAUAAAAAUACUGUCAACAUUUCUUUGAAUUAUUGUAAAAGCACCUCUUAAAAAAUAAUAAUUUGCUGGCAUAAGCUGACAGGACCGUUUGGUGGCUAGUUUUGCUAUAAGCUGCAGAUCUGGGUAAAGUCAAGAAUGUUAAUACCUGAAAAGUAGCACCAAUCUUUGUUCAGUUCAUCAAGCUGAAGUUUAGUUAGCCCUGAGUUUAAAAGUCAAUGGUUCUAGCUGUUCUGCUGCAGUGGAGCCAUCAGCUUUUUACUAUGACUAUUUUAUCAGCUAGUAUAUCAACAGCCAUGAAUGUGGAAACCAGUAAUGAGUGACAGUAUUGGAUAGGAACAUUUCCACAAGAUUGCAUAACAUAUUAUAAACAGUCCAGGACCAUCUCCAGCUGAUAAAUAAUGAAUUAAUGUACUUAGACUACAUUCACUUUACUUUUGUGUUCCUUAUAAAUUUUAGCCUAUACAUAAAUACACAAAGCAACCCUGCAAAUCAGAAGUACCACCCAGGCUUGGUGAGUGUGAUUUCAGAAUUAAGAGAGCUGUGGUGCCCCCGUGUGGAGUGGAGCAGCAUUGCCAUUUUUAUGUCCCACAUAGAAUAGCACGAGAUGUUGUGUUGCAGCGUAACGGUAUGAGUGGGUGUAAUCCUGCAACCCACAAGAUAUGCAAAAACAAUGCAAUAACUAUGACUGUAUACAAGGAUCCUGAAGUAAAUAUGUUUGUGAAAGUGAAGAAAAAAAACAACACAGUAUCAUGAAGCUGUAUUAUUUUCUGUUUGUUAUGUUUUUAAGUCACCUUGGUGGUUUCCAUGCCAGAAAACCUAACAUACUUGAAAUCAGGUACAUUGCAGUGAGGUAUAGUGCAGAUGUAUUUAUUUUUCAUUCUCGUCGCAGGGUGUAGGUCGAGCAUGUUCUUUUUUGUUGUUGUUUUUUUUGACGCAGUGACCUGAAGGUCAGUGUUUUCUUCGUGAAUUAACAAGCAGUCAGUGGAGACGCAACAAAAGCGACUGACCAUAUUUCCCCAGGUUCCCACUUUCUGACUGUAUCUUUUUAUGUUGCUUAUUUCCCCUUUUUGUUUUUUUUAAGAAUUAAGCUUGUUGGGUGUAAACAUUGCAUGAGGUUCACGUGUUGACAUUUGAGCGUUCCAGGUUUUGCAGUUGUUUUGUUUGAUUCAGGUUAAAUAUGACUAUUUAGUGUACAUAAAAUGAUUAAAAGCAGUAUUUCUUCUUCAGAACUGACUGGACAGCAGUUGAAGAGUCCACGGAAGGGGAUUUUGCAUAUCUUGUGUCUUAUGUGCUUUUAGUUUAUUUUCCUGAUGCAUAACCCUGAGGAGGACAGUGAGAUGAAAUUUAAGAACAGAUAAAUGAUCAAGUUUAAUAUUUUUCCUCUUGCAUUCAGUAAAUAAGGCUUUGUGUUGCCAUAUUACUUUUAAAUUGAUUACUGGGACAGACUUUGAUUUAAAUCCAGGUUGAGGACAGAUAGGCAGGAGUUACACAGCAUAUAUUCAAAUGUUUCUACUCUAUAGGAUGAUAUUCUAACAUUUUUACUAUUCAGUGCCAGUCACAAAUAAUUUACUAGGCUUUUAUCAUGCUGCAGGUCAUAUAAACACUCAUCAUUAUGAGUAAAAUUGCAUUCUAUAUUGGUCAAAUGUUUGUGUUUCAGCUCAAAUGGAAAAUAAUCUUAUACAAAACCUGCAAACAAAUCUACUACAAAGACUGGUGUGUAGCUGUGCUGUAAACAGUCAGUGUGUAAUAUGAUAUUGGUACCAACCUGCAGUGAGGGCCCCUUUGAACAGAGCUGACUGAUUAUCAGGAAAAGCUCAGGUAUAAUCAUUUGCUUUGAUAGGGACCUAAUAUGCUUUUUCAUAUUUCUGUCAGCUAUAUACUGUUACGAUAUCCUCAUAUUUAAAGCUUCAAAUAGCGUAUGUACGAGUAUUCCGUGUGAGCCAAAAGCUCAAACUUCUGACUGAUCUAAAUAUUUUUUUUCAGAUGUUGGCUCUACAUAAAUAUACAUAUGCAUAAAUUAUCCCAAAAUGGUCAUUUCGGGCACAUAUCUUUGACUAUGAGCACAAAAGCUCUGCCCGCCUGUGCUUCGAACCUUAGAAAUUUGCCUUAAAGGAAGUUGAAACAUCUAAAGUUGCUUGUUUCAACUCAUUUCACUUGUAUUUAUAUAGUGCUUAAUCACAGCAGCAGCCACAUCAAAGAGUUGUAUCUUCUAAAAUGAAAGGUAAAUGACCCCUGAGCAAGCACUUGGCGAUAGUAGGAAGGAAAAACUCCCUUUUAACACAAAGAAACCUCAGAUAAUAAAUGAACAGAGAGGCUGCACUAAAGCGCAGUGUAAAGUAAAUAAGAUUAUUUUAAAACGUAAAUCAUGCUAAACUACUCUGGUAACAUCUGAGAAUAAGAAAAACAAUAUUAAGCAAGCAUAAUGGAUCCCCUUUAGUCACGGCUCAUUUCAGUUUGUGGUAAACGUGCACCAAACGUGCGUCUGUGAAGCUCUUAUCAUUUAUUAGCCACAUCUUCCACCUUGAAUCCACUACGUGUGAGGGGGUCUUUUUGUAUACUUGUGCUCUCUUUUCCCACAUAGACAGAUGACAGCGGGUUUAACAGGCUGAUAAGCUGUAGCCGUCCUGGAUCUCCACCUGCAGCCAGUUAAACUGUAAACAAAGCCCCUCUGCCACAAAAGGGUGCAGUUCAAAUGGAAGUAAUUUCCUCAAGUGAAAGCAGAGCUGGAGUGGGGAACGGCUUAGUCCCUGACAGAUGGGUGACAAUCUAUUCAGCGGUCGACAAUGGGAAGACGUGGGCGUUUGGCCUGAGAAUGUUGAACGCAGAGAUUAUUUCAUCAUGUUUGGAUUUCUGGAGGGUGAUCUGACAUGGUGGAUUAUACAAUACAUUUAAGUAAUGUUUUAUGUGCAUAGGGAUAUAAAAUAUUGGUCCUAUAUAAAUGAUGAUAUCUUUUGUCUCACCACUAGCCAAUGAUUGUAUAUUUUUAUAUACCAUAUAUAGCAAAAUAUUUAUGAACGUAUGAUAUUUAAUCGCCAGAAUGUUAGAUUAAGGAACAGGAAGGACACUUCUAUGUAGGCUUGCUGACUAGAAGUCAGUAUGAAUUCCCACUUUAAUGUAUUUUUUAAGCAAAAGGAAGCAGCAGGAAAUAAGGAAGCACCGAAGAAGAAAACUGAAUGUUUAAGCUAUGGACGUUUAUGGAUGUUUCAUAGUAAAUCGUGGGGCUUUUCAACUUAUUGCCCACAUUCUGAGCUGUUGAGGAAGAUUCGGAAAGGUUGCUUCACAAUCAGCUACACCCCAGGAAAGCAAUCCAUCGCCCCUGCUUGUGACUCCAAAAUUAAAAGGCUCAAGACCCCAACUUUAAGCAGCAGACAGAUCCAAAUCCUGACAUGCUUUUGCUCGUGUUUGUUUUUGUGUUUUGGCCAGAGGUCUGAAACGUCCUACCAGCAACCUGUACGUGCAGGUCAGAGUCUGGUUAUUACUCCUACUGUAGCACUGAGAGACGUGUCUCUCUUCAAGUAGUCCUACAUCAGCAAAACAUAUACACACUGUACAUUUUUAACAGACCUAACCAAAAAUGGCACCUACCAAGGACUAGAUAUCUUUAUGGGGGGGAGGGUUUGAGCCGUUUAAAUCGUGUAGCCUCUUUUCUUUUUCUUCUUUUACUUCCAAAAAAAGAUAUUGGAGGACUUGAUCUACAUGUGUGUGUAGAGUCAUUUAUUCAUCUGCGUUGUGUGCAGAGUAGGAAGUCAAGUAUUUUUGCGCCUGAUGAACUAAUUCGAUAAGAUCUUUUGUCUGCAUUUACAGUAAAAGCUCCAGACUCCAGUGCAGCAAUUUGACCGUUUAUUUCAAAGAAAGCAAAAUGAAUUCAGGUUGGUUUUGCCAUAUUUAUUCACCAACAAUGUUAUCUGCUGGAUUUAGCCUGGAAAUGCAAACAUGGUCACUGCUUCAUAAAAUCUUGACACUGGGAAGCCACAAAAGGAUGACAAGACUGAUUUUUAUCGUUACGGAGAAAAGCUGCUGUACAUUGAGAAAUUUUUAAUCUGUUCAGUAUUUUAAAAAAAUGAAAAUAAACUAACAAAAAAAUAGCAUUUUACACACUUUUUAGAAGUAUUAGAGUUGUGUGUUUAUCCUUAACUUUGCCAGUUCGGAGAGUGUGAGGCUGGAGAGCAGAAGUCUUGUAAUCUUUCCCCGUGUCGGUCACUCAGAUCUCCUCACGUGGAUCUACCAUUGUUGCAGCAGAUGCAUAUUAUAUUUUCUUGUAAAUCGAAGCGUUUGUUGAUCACUGUUUGAUGCCGACAAAGAUAUUUUAAGAUGACUAUUUUGAAUAUAAAUUGUAUUUUAUUUUCCAGGUACAAUUAGAAUAGCCAGCUGUCGUAGGAGUAGAAUUAAAAUCAUCAAGAGAAUCACCUCAGAUGUUAUUUUGACUUCGAUGCUAAUAAACGCUUUGGGAAAGAGGGCAGAAACGGAAAGCGGGAACAUACUGUUACAUGCAACUUUGUACUGCAUGUCUUCUAUUUUAGAUAUUAAAUAAUAGGAAUAUUAUAGCUAUAUUAUAUGAUAUUAAAUGACUGUUAGGGGCAGGUUGUUGCAGCUUGUGGGACGGAUGAAAGAAUCUGGUUUUAUUUAAAGAAACAUCCUUAUCAAGUUUCAGGUGCAAUGCUGUGAGUUUAUUUAUUUAAAAAAGAGAGAGAGAGAGACUGAUUUUGUGUGAAGAUUUACGUUCAUCUGUUUGUUGCUCGUGCAAAGACGCGAUCUUAUGAAGAAACAUCACAGGUCGGUAAGGAAAUGCAGUGGGGCACAGGUGCAUUUCAUUCAGUCCUUGAUGGACUAAAUGCGAUCAAGGACACGCAGCCUGUUUAAAACUACAAAUUUGGGUUACAUGAUCAUUACACGUAUUUAAUCUGUUGGGAUCAAUGAAAUCAAAACAUCUUCAAAGUAGAAGUGAUUGAUUUAGCUUUAAAUAAGUGAUCACUGCUGAAUUUCAUAGCCAGCUCUUUGCAUGUUAAGCAGCACUCGCACAUAGCAGCACCCAAACAGCUGAUUUUAAUCAUUUUUUCCCCUCAUAGCACGACGUUAAGUCAUCAGAUAUUGGUGGCGACGUUUUUCCAGGGCUGCUAAGCUCUUAGCUGAACCUGAUAGAUGAAAUUUGCUUGCCCAGUGGGUUUAGGAAUAAUGUAUAGACUAGAAUUCACUCAUUGUAUAGCGGCACCUACAACAGCACCUUUUAUGUGAAUAUUUAGUAUGACUGUUUUGUCAGGACCUCAAAGACCUUGUGUGUUAUCCCGCAUUCAUUCCAAAUCACAGAGAGCCCUGCCUGGCACUCAGUUUUGACACUAAGAUUGAGUCUUUCCGUAGCAGCAAACGCGACUUUCUUUGGGAUAUUACUUCAGAGGUGUGGCAGCAGCUUUACAAUGCAGACUUGACUGUCAGCGGUUCUGGUUUUGGAACAGCUUUCACCUCAUUAAAACCACGAAUGUCUCCGCCUGUAUCUGCUUCUCCACUCUUCAUUUUACAAACAAGAGCUAUUUAACAUUGCAUCGCAGAUGAGAAUUAUUUCUCCAAUAACCCCGUGAAUGUAGGAUACAGUUAUAUGCUCUUACUCACACCUGAGGAGUCACUUUAUAUUUGUAGAUUUUCCUUCUACGUAGCCAUUAAUGGAAGAGAGAUGUUCUGACCAGCACAGACAUAAAAGGCCUCAGUUGAGUUAGAAACAUAGAGGUCUUGUAUCUGUUUGUGCGUGUGCAGAUGCAGCUUUAAAUAGAUGAGUGGGCCCAUUUGAGAGCAUCAUGAGUGUUUUCUUCCAUUACUGAUGAUGCAGGAGCAUCUCUUUAAGCAAAGAAGGCACUUCCCUGCUUUUGGCCAGCUUGAUUUAGUGGCAAGAGAAUCGCAGCUCUACGUACAGCACAGUCUUUAUCUUCUUUCUGUUCCUCAUUUAUAUAUCAGGGCUAUGCUGCUCUGUAUGAUCUUACGUGUACGUCACUACUCAUGCAAAGUGUUAAAGGGCCAUUAACAGGACUGAGCUGUUUUUCUUCUUCUUCUCUGUCAGAGAGAUGUCUGUUGUCAAUCCUUGAGUUUAUUUUUUUGGAGAGAGGUGAUCACACAAAGACCAAUUCCUUGUAAUAUUAGUAGUGACGCUACUGUUAAAUGUAGUAUUUAAUAACAGCACUAUUUACGAUCAGAAAAAUGAACUAGAGUGUGUUAUUGUGCUUGGUAGCUUUGGAGACAGAUGGCCAUUUUUUUUCUUUUCUUUUCUUUUUUUUGUAACUGAAUUCUUUAACGUAAGCCACUCCCCCUCGACUGUGCGAGGAAUUUCAUUUGUUCUGAGGUUGCUAAGUGACAUGAUCUCACGAUUGACACAACCUUUUUAUUUUUUCUUCCUCUCGUUCUGCUUUUUUUUCUAAAAGAGAGAUCUUGAUUUUUUUUCUCCUUCAUUUCAUUUUAGAUUUUAGAAAGGGAAAGAAUACAAAUGAAAUAAAUCAGAAUAUUAAUUCAAUCACUUUUUCUACUCCUAUUUUCAAUAAAAAGUGAAAGAAAAAACCAAACAAAAAGUUGAUUUGUAAAUAAGUAAUGUACAGUUUGUAUCUGUAACUUGUCAGUCUGUCAUUGGUGACAGAGUCUGUCUUGCUUAUAACGCACGCUACAAGUAAAUAAAAAAGGAAAAAGUAUAUUUAGACUGUAUGGUCCCUUGAAAGCAAGUUUUAAAUUAAUAUCUGAUGUAUAUUCCUGUAACAUUGCAUUUUUAUCUGAGGAAUGAUGUUAUUAAAAAAUUGCAAAUAAAUUGCAUUUCCUACA
Maylandia zebra (zebra mbuna) is the source of this 19026-nucleotide messenger RNA. The record is from RefSeq and is a predicted model, not a curated record. Lineage: Eukaryota; Metazoa; Chordata; Actinopteri; Cichliformes; Cichlidae.